This is a messenger RNA of Oxyura jamaicensis (ruddy duck), 1051 nucleotides long. RefSeq lists its product as uncharacterized. The record is from RefSeq and is a predicted model, not a curated record. The transcript has 2 exons. Lineage: Eukaryota; Metazoa; Chordata; Aves; Anseriformes; Anatidae. The annotation marks the transcript as partial.
ACCCCUACAUGCUCGUCUAUACAACAUCCUGCAUCCCUGUGCAUCCUCAUGCAACACCAUGCAUCCUUGUGCAUCCUCGUGCGACCCCGUGCAUCCUCGUGCAACCUCGUGCAUCACCUCUGCGUCCUCCUCUAUGCAUCCUCCUGCAUCCCCGUGCAAUCCCGUGCACCCUGGGCAACCUUGUGCAACUUUGUGCAUCACCCCCUGCAUCGUUGUCUAUACACCCCCCUGCAUCCUCGUGCAUCCCCAUGCAAACUUGUGCAACCUGGUGCAGACUCGUGCAUCACCCCUGCAUCCUCCUCUAUACAUCCGCCUGCAUCCCUGUGCAACUUAUGCAUCCUCGUGCAACCCCCUGUAACCUUGUGCAACCUCGUGCCACCCCCUGCAUCCUCGUGCACCACCCCCUUCAUCCCCCUGCGCCCUCCUCUGUACAUCUUCGUGCAUCCCCGUGCAUCCUCGUGCAACCUCGUGCACCCCCUUGCAUCCUCGUGUGUGCAUCCUCAUGCAUCCUUGUAUGUUCUCGUGCAUCGCCGUGCAUCCUCGGGGGUCCAUCCUCUAGCAUCCCCGUGCAUCCUGUGCAUCCCCGUGCACCCUCGUGCACCCUGGUGCAGCCUCGUGCAUCCUCGUGCAUCCUCGUGCACCCUCUUGCAUCCCUGUGCACCCUCGUGUAACCAUCCCCGUGCAUCCCCGUGCACCCUCGUGCACCCUCAUGCACCCUCGUGCAUCCUCGUGCACCCUCGUGCAUCCAUCCCCGUGCAUGCUCGUGCACCCCCCAGCACCCCCCGGGGCGCAGAAGCCCCCCCCGCACCCUGCUGCGCGUGCGCGCGGGUGGGACCCCGCGGGCGUGCACAGGAAGGGGCAACCGUGCACGCGAGGGGGGGGGAGGGGGUGUGGGUUUGCGCGUGCACGAGGCGCGAGCACGAGGCGCGUGCACGGCUCGGCGGGCGGGCGCGGGCGGGCGAUGCCGCGUGCACGAGCGGUCAGGGCGGGCGCGUGCACGAGGGGCGGGCGCGUGCAUGGGGGCGGACGCGAGGCCGUGGCGCGCGUGAAA